Messenger RNA from Chlorocebus sabaeus (green monkey), 3543 nucleotides. RefSeq names its product maestro heat-like repeat-containing protein family member 7. The record is from RefSeq and is a predicted model, not a curated record. Lineage: Eukaryota; Metazoa; Chordata; Mammalia; Primates; Cercopithecidae. Gene Ontology annotation, cellular component: cytoplasm.
GGUGUGGUGAGGGGAUACAUGCAGGCAAAUGAUUCAGUGGUGUGGAGGGGUGGGGAGGUUGGAGAAGGAUGGUGGCCGCAGUAUGGGGAAGCUCCUUUUCGGGUGAUGGGGAGUUAACCAGUUUCCUCUUUGGAGCAGCACAUGGAGGAAUUCUCAAUGAGUGGGAAACUGAUGAGCAUCUUCGGCCUCUUCUGCAUGGACUGCAACCACGAGAUCAGCAAAGAGGCAUCGGAGGCAUUGCAUUACCUGUUCAAAAUCCUUGUGCUUCAGAGAAGUGUGAAACAGAAGACAGAGACUAUUCUGAAGGAUUUGCAGAAGCAUUUCCAUGGAGCAUGGCUUGCCAGCCUGCAGGAUCUAACACUGUUCUUCAAGAAAUACCUGACCCCUGAGGAGAGAGCAGAUAUGAUCAUAGUGAGCAUGGAGGCCAUGACCAACACCAGCAGGCAUGACAUCUCUGCAGCUUCCAAGAUGUUAAAGAUGAUCCUGAAGUACACGAUUCCAGAGAUCGGGAAGGUGCCAGAAAUCAUCCAGUACAUUUACUACCACAUGAACAGCAUUACAGAAACCACAGCCCAAAAGACCAUUAAGAAGAUCCUGUAUUUGCUGUCCCAGUACUACACUGAUGAAGUUAUCCUGACACUAUUGAAAAUUGAAGAUCAGUCACAAAAGGGGGUUUGCAGGCCCUGGGAAAUCCUGGCAUCCUUCCCCAAAGGCUACGAAAUGAUCAUGGACUAUCUGCUCCAGAGGCUGACUCCACACCAGAGAUCAAAGGACCAGGAGCCCAGCCACAGAACAGAGAUCUCACCACUGAUUGCCACCAGAGCCAUCCAUGAGCUCCUGCUGGAACCCAGUCGGCGGAUGGAGGUGCAGUCCUUCUUCUCCUCCUUGUUCAUGGCCUUGCUGUUCCAGAUCUCCUUUUUGGUGGUUGAAGUGGACACUGAAAUAAGCCAGGAUCAGCAACACAUAGCUGAAUGUGUGGACCCUAUAAGUUCUACUGUGGAGGCCCUGAAGACCUUGAUGCGAAGUUCUGGGUAUGGGGACUAUGUGUCUUCUAUACAGAGACGUAGGGGCUGGUGGCUUCUUGUCAAUCCUGAAAGACACUAUGACGGAGUCACUGUGCUGGCAAGGUCCCUGGUCAUCAAUAACUGUUGGCACAACCGCCCCCUCUUCAGCUCCAUCAUCAGAUUCCUCCAGGACCCAGACUGCAAGAAUCACUUAACGGCCCUUGUGUUCCUGACAGAGCUGCUCCAGUGCCCAGAUGUGGCAGCCUUAGUGGAUGACUUCGCCACCCGCAUUCUGGCAAACUGGUUCAAGAGUGAGGAGCCAGCCAUAGUGAAGCCACUGCUGCAGAUGCUAGAGGUCUUUGCGAAGCAUGAAAACAUGGUCCCCUGGAGGUUGCUGUCAUCAUCAGGGAUGAGAAGGGCAGUGGCGAUGGAAACUUAUGGCAUGGUGGGAGGAGGGGGCCUCCUCUGUUUUCUCCCCUUUUCUCAUGAUGGACGCAAGGUGAGGCGGCUCCGAAUCCUCCAGCCGUAUGUGCUGAACUGCUGCUACUCCUCGAACAGCGACAUAGUACUGGAGACUCUGCUGGUGCUGAAGAAUCUCCUGAGCCACCUCACCUGGCGGCACUCCUCCUCCUUCCUGAUCCAGCUCACCUUCACGCUGGUGCCCUUCUUUGAGGAGGUGUCAGAGCAUCUGCGGUUGGUAGCCUUUGAGAUCUAUGAGAGUCUCUUGGCCAAGGUCAAGAAGAGAGGCCUUGUCUUCCCCUUGAAGCACCAGAUCCUCAACUUGCUAGUCCCCCUGGUGCUCCACCUGAGGGACGUAAAUACCGACGUGGCUCUGGUGAGAGGCCAGGCCUUGGAGCCUGGUCUUCAGUCCCCGUUUUCAUGGGAGAUCUGCCGGUCUGCCCUCUGCCACACAGCUGCCAUGCUGGGCUGGUCAAAGCUGAAAGCAGUAUUUGCAGAGAAAGAUGUGUGGAACAUUCUUGGAGCCCUGCUGGAGCAGGAGACAGACAAAGCCCUCUGGUUCCUGAAGCAGUGUGUGGCUCUCUUCAAGAGCCCACAGGUUCCCAUCCGCUGGGCAGCUGUGUGGUUUGCAGGCCAGAUUAUCCAAACCCUAGACUUGGAAGAGAUUGAUGAAAUUGAGGAGGUGUACACAGCCCUAAGGCACAUGCAGAGAGACCCUGACCCCAUGGUCAGCUGCCUCACUACGCAGACUUUCUAUAUCCUGGAAGCCAAGAAGAAGCUGCUACUGGCCAAGCCCCCGACCUCCUGCUUCUGCAGGAGGAGGCCCCAAAGGCACUACUUCUGAGCCUGCAUCCUUGAGUCUCAGAUGUAGGCCUGACCAUCAGACCCUGUGACAAUGGGGCCAGAUUCCUGGGUCCUGCGCUAGAAAUGGAGGUAUAUCCCUGCAGAAUCUUUGUAAUAAAAGGAAAAAGCAUGCACCUUUGUGAAAAUAGCUAUUAUGUUGUCUUUCCAGUCAAUUCUUGGCCUUCUGGGGUAGAGUCACUUGUGAGCCACCUUCUCUCCUGUGAACAUCUGGGUCGGGGUGACCUUUCCCUGCUCUGCCCCUCUGCUCCCUUCUCCCAUUCAGCCAUGGGUCUGAGGCCAGAGCCAGCUGUUUCUUUUGAACCAACUUCAACUAUGAGCCGAGGGGGAAGUAAUGUUGGCAUACAUGAGGUGUUCUAGAAUGCAGUUGUGAUGGUAAGCAACAGAGUUGUUUAAGCAGGAAAGUGAUUUAUUAAAGGGUUGUUAGUGAAAAACAUCCUGGAAGAUCAGAGAGUUUGGGUACCACAGAGCCAGGGAUAGUGCUGCUCUAUAGAAACACCACCACGACUGGCCCUUGGCACAGCCCAAACCACACCCCAUGUGUCAACACUCAGGCCUGGAUACUUGUCCUGCAGUGCCCUGCCUCUGCCAGGGCAGUUUUGCUUUGUUACAAGCGAUGAUAAAAGAUAGAUCUUAUUAAAAACCUAUUAACAGGUCAAGAGCAUUGGGAUGAGACCCACCUCAAAGACUGCUCUGACACCCCCACAAGUCACCUCCUCACUUUGGUCAGGUAUAAAAUAACAAAUGCAAGGUAAUGAAUAAAUGGAAAGUAAUGGAUUCUAGGGCUAUCUCUGUCCCAGGAUGAUUUUGGCCAACUCUGUUGGCCUCUAUGGGCCUCAAUUCUGUAAAAUGUAAAUUUAUAAACAGAGAGUUGGGAAACAUUGUCUUUGUUUUUAAAACUCAACUUCAGACGCUGAGAAAAAGAUACCUUUUAAGAUACCACCUAGUUCUGACAAUUGAAUGGCUCUUACCAAAUUCUGAGAGGUGCCAUUCCCUUGUGCCUGGGAAAGCUGCCCCGUAGCUUAUAUCGUAAAUGGAAUUUUUCUUGACACUCUCUUGUUUUCCAAAUUUUCUAAAGUAAGCAGAUAUUAUGCAUGUAAUCUGGAAACAAAACACCACCCCACAUUAAAAGAAUACAAGAAGAGGCCGGGCGCGGUGGCUCAAGCCUGUAAUCCCAGCACAUUGGGAGGCCGAGACGGGUGGAUCACGAGGUCAGGAG